AAUCUUUAAUUUUUAAGGAUUAAUAAUAAUGAAUUAAUAAUUGAAUUAUUUACCGAAAUAUAAAUAUAAAAUAAUGUCACAUCAAACACGCAUUGAUCAAUUUUAUAAAACAGUCGGCAAUAAAUAUACUUCGGAUAUAAUUAAAAAGCAUUCUAGGUUAAAAACUGUACCGUAUUCAAAAAAUAGAAAAAAAGAUAGAAAUGGAAAACAAAAUAUUUCAUUGUCACAAAUAGAAUCUGAUAAUGUAUCAGAUUGUACUAUUAUAUAUGAAAAAUCUAAUGAAAUGCAUGAUAGCUUUUUAAAUGAUAUAAAAAUGAUUCAAUAUGAUGACGAAAUAAUGGAAAAUAAUAUAUCAUUACAUGAAAAUGAUCACUUGAAAAAAACAUCAAAUACUAAUAUGCAAUUACAAGAAACAUUAGAAAAUAAAUUAAGUAACGAUUAUAUGAAAACAUUAGUAUUUAAUAGUAAUAAUAAUUCUCAUUUAAAAAAAACUCCAACUAAGGAAUCAAAUUCUGCAAAUAUAAAACAAAAGACUCCAAAUAAAAAUAAUUUUUCAUUACAAAAUACUAAUAGUUCUUCUACACAUAAAAAAUUAAAUUACACAUCUGGAAUAUCAUUUGAAAAUAAAUCUCCAAAAAUUAUUGAAAAAAAAAACUUGUUUGAUGAAAACAUUAACAAUUCUGUUUUAUUUAUUCAGACUAUUGAAAAUAUGAAUUUAGUAAAGCAAGGUGCUAUUUCAUUACAUAACUUUGAUCUAGAAAAAAUAUAUUCCAAAAGUACAUUUGAUUAUCAAUAUAAUAAUAUAAAUACUGAAAUUUUAAUGAAAUAUAAAUUAAACAAUAUAAAUUUAUGCAGUGAUUUGAAGUCUAAAAUCUUCUUCACUACUAUUUUUAGUGUACUUUCUCUUCCUAUUAAUUGUGGUUAUUUUGAUGAAAAUGAUCUUGAUUUUAUAUAUUCUAUAAUUACCCUUCCUAUAAAUGCUCAAAUGUUAUUGGCUAGGAUGAUAAAAAGAAAAAAAUGGUUUAGAAAAAGUAACAUAAGUUAUCCAGAAAUAGAUACAGAGUUAAAAGAUAUAUUUCAAAUUCUUGUUUCACGAUCUAUUUGUACUUUUGAUAUUCAAAAAGAAAACUUAUCUACAAUACUUGAAUUAUUACAAGUAAAUGAAAUUCAGCAACUUUGUAAGAACAUGAAAAUUAAUCCUAAAGGAAACAAAAAAAGUAAUAUUCAAAAAUUAUUAAAACUGUCAAACAAUAAACCUUUUCCUGGAAUAAAGUCGUCAAGUAAUUUUUUAUAUGCUUCAAUACUUGAUAUAUUAGAUUAUUGUGUAUGUAUUACACCUAAAACAUGGAAUAUUAUUGAUAGAAUUAUAACAUUAUUAAUACCAAAUCAAAGACCAAGAGACAGUACAUCAGAUAUAUUUUACUCUUUAUAUGAUAUUUAUUUAGGAAAGACAAUAUUUCCAAAUAAUACUGGAAAUUAUUUUCCAAUAUUUUCUUGUAAAUUACAUUUAUUAAAUUAUGUGGAAGCUAAAUCUAUAUUAUCUAUAACAUUACAAUGUAUUGAAAACAAAAAUUGGAAAAAAGUACAAGAAUAUGGAAAUUUAGCUAUGGAUAGAUUACCAAAUUUAUUGGAAAUUGAGUCAUUAAAAUUAAAAAAUUCUAUACUUCCUAUGCAUGUAAGAUAUUAUAUGCCAGGAUAUAUAUGGUUAAAAAUACUUUCUAAAUGUAUAGAAGCAUUCAAAAAGAAUAAAGAUAAAAAGCGAGUAAUAGAAAUUUUAUCAUUUCUAUUAAAACAAAACUGUCAUAUGCUAUCCUAUAAAGGAAAAUGGUAUGAGGAAUUAGCUCUCAUUGAAAUGCAUCAUCAUAAAAAUAUAGAAAUAUCUGCAUCUAUCAUAAUCCAAGCUUUAAAUACAGAAAACUUGACACAAGUAGAUAAAGUAAUUCUUAUAGAUAGAGCAAAUAAAAUUGUCAAGAAAAAAGUAAUUAAAUCAAUUACAAAAACUACUAUUAAUAAAAUUUUAGAUGAUAAUAUUCUUCAUAUGCCAAAAUAUAAGCCAACAUCUAUCAUUAUAAAUGCUACAGUAAUGCCAAGAAAUACUGCAGGAAAUAAAAGUAUUUGGUGUAUAGAAAAUAAUACUAAGAACCAAACUUAUGGCUCAGUAGAAACUGUUGCAUUCCAUCAUUAUCAAAAACAAGGAUUUUCCAGUGGAUUACACUGUGAAGGUGCAUUACCAAAUAUACUAUUUUGUACUUUAUUUUGGGAAGAAUUAUAUGAUAUACAUAUUCCUGGAGCAUUUGUAACACCAUAUCAAGAAGCUCCGGCAGAUUUAUAUACAGACCAAUUUUAUAAAAAUAGAAAAGAAAAAAUAGAUAUGAAACUUAAAAUAAUUAGUGAUUUAAGUUCCGAAUUAUUAAGUUCUAGAAUGAAAGAAAAAUUUAUAAUAUUUAAACAAUAUAAAUCGGUAAUGUUAACAAAUUUGGAUAAUAAUUUACAAUUGGAGGAAAUAGUACACUGUUUGGGAGUACAAGGUGUAGUAGGGAUUUGUAAACGACUCAUUGAAAAUUUUAAACUUUGGAGAGCUGGAUUUCCUGAUUUAAUUGUUUGGAAUUAUGAUACCAAAAAACAUAAAAUUAUAGAAGUAAAAGGUCCUCGUGAUAUUCUUUCAACAAAGCAAAAAUUAUGGUUAGAGUACUUACAUCAACUUGGACUCAAUGUUGAAAUAUGUUUAGUACAAGGUAAAUAUUCUAUAUGUUCAAAAUGUUCUAUUUAUAUCCAGAAAUCAUAAUCCUAAAGCUUCUGGUACAGUAAUAGUGCAAGGA
Messenger RNA from Apis florea (little honeybee), 2819 nucleotides. RefSeq names its product fanconi-associated nuclease 1. Gene Ontology annotation, biological process: interstrand cross-link repair. Gene Ontology annotation, cellular component: nucleus. Gene Ontology annotation, molecular function: 5'-3' exonuclease activity; 5'-flap endonuclease activity; flap-structured DNA binding. The record is from RefSeq and is a predicted model, not a curated record. Lineage: Eukaryota; Metazoa; Arthropoda; Insecta; Hymenoptera; Apidae.